CCCAAAGUUUCUUCUUCACCUUGUCUCUUUUCACAGUCUCACACAGCAUAGAAAUAAUCGAAAGAUUUCUUUUUAAAAUCUGGGAUUUGUUUUUUUUGUUCAUUGAUCAUUUUCGAUUGUUAGAGAAGAAUCAAAUGGCGAUGGCUAUGGAUCGGAUCGUCUUCUCCCCUUCAUCUUACGUCUAUCGUCCUUGUCAAGCUAGGGGAUCCAGAUCUUCCAGAGUUUCCAUGGCUUCUACGAUUCGCUCUGCGACUACAGAGGUUACGAAUGGAAGGAAACUGUAUAUCCCUCCCAGAGAGGUGCAUGUCCAAGUCAAACAUUCAAUGCCGCCACAAAAGUUAGAGAUCUUUAAGUCUUUAGAAGGAUGGGCUGAUGAAACCCUGUUGACUUAUUUAAAACCUGUUGAGAAAUCGUGGCAGCCUACCGAUUUUCUUCCCGAACCUGAGUCGGAAGGAUUCUAUGACCAAGUCAAGGAGCUAAGGGAAAGGUGCAAGGAACUUCCUGAUGACUAUUUUGUGGUGCUUGUUGGGGAUAUGAUCACUGAAGAAGCACUUCCUACUUACCAGACCAUGUUGAACACAUUGGAUGGUGUUAGGGAUGAGACAGGAGCUAGUCCUACUCCUUGGGCUAUAUGGACCAGGGCUUGGACUGCUGAGGAGAAUAGACAUGGGGAUCUCCUUAACAAGUAUCUUUAUCUGUCUGGUCGGGUAGACAUGAGGCAGAUUGAAAAGACUAUUCAGUACCUGAUUGGUUCUGGAAUGGAUCCAAAAACUGAAAACAACCCUUACUUGGGUUUCAUCUACACAUCAUUUCAAGAAAGAGCGACCUUCAUCUCCCAUGGAAACACUGCCAGACUGGCGAAAGAUCGUGGAGAUUUGAAACUUGCGCAGAUAUGCGGGACCAUUGCUGCUGAUGAGAGGCGUCAUGAGACUGCUUACACCAAGAUUGUAGAGAAGCUCUUUGAAAUUGACCCUGAUGGCACGAUCUUGGGCCUGGCUGAUAUGAUGAAGAAAAAGAUAUCAAUGCCUGCACAUUUAAUGUAUGAUGGCCAAGAUGAUAACCUGUUUGAGCACUUCUCAACCGUUGCCCAGAGGCUCGGUGUCUACACUGCCAAGGACUAUGCUGAUAUUCUGGAGUUUCUUGUUGAACGGUGGAAUGUGGAGACUUUGACAGACCUUUCUAGUGAAGGACACAGGGCCCAGGACUUUGUCUGCGGACUACCUGCAAGAAUCCGUAAAAUUGAAGAGAGAGCUCAAGGAAGAGCCAAAGAAGCUGCCAAAAACAUACCAUUCAGCUGGAUAUUUGGUCGAAAUAUCAGGGCUUAAGAAGUUUACUACACAAUUCUCUUUCCAAUUAUCCCAAGUAAGUCAUAAAGGUCUUCACCAACCAUUUCACCAAUGAAGGACCAGUUUUUAAGACCACGAAAGUUCAUUUGAAUGUGUUUUGUUUUAUACGGAACAUUGUAGAUAAAGUUAUGUGGUUAGGUUAUGUUUCUUGUUUGAAUCAGUCAAGACCAAAGAAAAUGUGUUUGAGUGUUCUUAGAUAUUGUAUGGUUUACCAAGAACAAGACUUAAGAUUUUCCUUUACCUUUUUGAUUCUCUUUUUGUUGUAUCAGUCUAAAGAAUGUUCUCUCUUAAAUAAAGAGUGGUUUGGCAAUAAUGUUCUAGAGAA
Messenger RNA from Arabidopsis thaliana (thale cress), 1671 nucleotides. RefSeq names its product Plant stearoyl-acyl-carrier-protein desaturase family protein. The record is from RefSeq and is marked reviewed. Bases 135 to 1325 code for a protein of 396 amino acids. Gene Ontology annotation, cellular component: chloroplast stroma. Lineage: Eukaryota; Viridiplantae; Streptophyta; Magnoliopsida; Brassicales; Brassicaceae. The transcript is spliced from 4 exons. Gene Ontology annotation, molecular function: stearoyl-[ACP] desaturase activity; oxidoreductase activity. Gene Ontology annotation, biological process: fatty acid metabolic process.